Messenger RNA from Sorghum bicolor (sorghum), 2001 nucleotides. RefSeq lists its product as uncharacterized. Bases 416 to 1831 code for a protein of 471 amino acids. NCBI's taxonomy places the organism in Eukaryota, Viridiplantae, Streptophyta, Magnoliopsida, Poales, Poaceae. The record is from RefSeq and is a predicted model, not a curated record. The transcript has a single exon.
AUAUGACUAUUCUAGGAGUACCAAGCAAAUCCGGUCAUAACAGUUAUUUUUUAAUGAAAUCCAAUAUGAAUUGAAGACGUCUUUCUUAAAAGAAAUACUAGGUUUACCGAUGGACACUAGCCAUUGGGCACGGCAAUUUCCGUGAGCAUUCCAUGUGCGACCUGCAGGAACCACAGUUGUGGAUUAAUAACAGACGACCCGAGCUUGAGGCCACCAUCUUAGCUCAUUGUAUUGUAUAAUAGAAAAUAUGAGUAUAAUACAUAAUCACCAUAGGGGUUGGCAGAGCCGCCAGGCUGACAUAUAUAUCUCCAUGGGUGUUGUUAUUUGUUGCAUCCCCGAAGAAAAAGAAUCAGCAAGCAGCUCCCUCGAGUGAACUUUAUCGUGCGCAACUGCGUUCCAAUAGAGAUCGAGGAGGAUGCAGCAGUCACCGGUGCAAGUGGUGUCGAGGCGCACCGUGAAGCCGCCGCCUCGGCCUCGCGAGCGCAUCCCGCUCACCACCUGGGACCUCUCCUUGCUCUCCGCCGACUACAUCCAGAAGGGCCUGCUCUUCGCGCCGCCGCCCUGCUUCUCCACCUUCACCCACCUCGUCGACCACCUCCAGGCCGCCCUCGCCGAUGCGAUCGCCACCUACUACCCCGUCGCCGGCCGCCUCGCCAUCGACCAGCACCAUGACGACGACGAGGACCACGUCGUCGGCUGCUCCGUGUCCGUCGACUGCGCCGGGCAGGGCGUCGAGGUCCUCGAGGCCGUCGCGGACGGCGUCGCGGUCGCCGACGUCGUCCCUCCCGACGCCGAUGUCCCGAGCGUGGUCCGAUCCUUCUUCCCGCUCAACGAGGCCAUCAACUACGACGGCCACGAGCGCCCGCUCUUCGUCGUCCAGGUCACCGAGCUCGCCGACGGUGUCUUCGUCGGGUUCGUGUACAACCACGCGCUCUCCGAUGGCACGGCCUUCUGGAACUUCAUCAACGCGUGGGCGGACAUCGCGCGGGCCAGGCUAUCCCCCGGCGUGCUCGCGUCGCCGCGCACGCCGCCCCUUUUCGAGCGCUGGUCGCCCGACGGUAGUGGCAGGGCGGCGGCGCCGGUCGUGCUCCCUUACGCCGACCUGGAGGGGCUCAUCGCGAGGCCGACGCUGCCGCCGCCGCCGCAGAGGGACCGGAUGCUGCACUUCUCGGCGGAGUCCCUGGCGGCGCUCAAGGAGCGUGCGCGGCAGGAGCUCCUGGCAGCCGGGGACACGGCCGGGGCGGCCGCCGUGACAAGUUUCCAGGCGCUGAGCUCGCUGCUAUGGAGGUGCUUCGUCCGCGCGCGGCGCACGGCGCCGGACCAGGAGGUGGUGUUCCGCGCGUCCGCCAACAACCGUGCGCGGCUCCGGCCUCCGCUCCCGGCGGAGUACUUCGGGAACGCCAUCAACGCCGUCUCGACGCAGGCGGUGCGCGCGUCGGAGCUGCUGGCGCGAGGGCACGGGUGGGCGGCGGCCGCCGUGGGCCGCGCGGUGGCGGCGCACACGGACGCGGGCAUCCGAGCGCUUGCGGCAGCGUGGACGGCGAAGCCGGGGCUGUCGGCGUUCAGGCUGUUCGACCCGAACGCAAUGUUUAUUAGCAGCUCGCCCCGGUUCGACAUGUACGGCUGCGACUUCGGGUGGGGGAAGGUGCUGGCGGUGCGGGGCGGCAAGGCCAACAAGUACGACGGCAAGGUGUCCUUGUUCCCGGGGCGGGAGGGCGGAGGCAGCAUCGACGCGGAGGUGGUGCUGACGCCGGAGCACAUGGCAGCGCUGGAGCAGGACGCCGAGUUCUGGGCUGCCGUGUCGCCGGACGUGCAACCAGCGAGGAAAUAAUUGAAGCUUUUCAGUCGUUAUUAUUAGUGCCGCUGCAGGGUUGUAUGGGAAUUGAAGGUCUCUCUGGGCGUGGCAACAUGCAUUCUGUUCUAAUUCUACGGCAUACAGUACAUGGUACAUGUACUAGACUUGUAGAUUUCGUUGCACACUUUCACCAAGGCCUUGUUUAG